Aspergillus aculeatinus CBS 121060 is the source of this 1956-nucleotide messenger RNA. Its product is annotated as Zn(II)2Cys6 transcription factor. The transcript has 3 exons. Gene Ontology annotation, molecular function: DNA-binding transcription factor activity, RNA polymerase II-specific; zinc ion binding; transcription cis-regulatory region binding. Gene Ontology annotation, biological process: positive regulation of transcription by RNA polymerase II. The coding region runs from base 1 to 1956 and encodes 651 amino acids. NCBI's taxonomy places the organism in Eukaryota, Fungi, Ascomycota, Eurotiomycetes, Eurotiales, Aspergillaceae. Gene Ontology annotation, cellular component: nucleus. The record is from RefSeq and is a predicted model, not a curated record.
AUGGCUACGAUACAGGGCUCCUGUCACAACUGUCGCGCUCGAAAGGUGCGAUGCGACCGAAAUACACCCCGGUGUUCCUCGUGCCAGUUGCGGGGUGUUGAUUGCCAGAUACCGGCGUCUCCACCGCGGAUACUCUGGCUGCGGCCGCGCAAUGCUCAUGGCAAGGGUGAAGUGGAGGAGUUGCAUGCAAGGCGGCAGCCUCUAGUCACAGAAAACCAACUCGGUAGCAAUGCUACCAAACUGGUGUCCAUCUUGGGAGGCGUCUCGAUAGCUGCGGCCCUCAAUGAGCUAGAUCAACAGGCUAUUGGCCUCCAGUCCGACGAGACCACGUCCAUUGGACCUUUUCAUGCAUUUCGGUCCAUGGACGACAUCUCCUCGGCUCAACCUGACGCAGAGUCAGACACCACCGCAUUUGCAGACCUGGACCCGGUAACGUCCGAUGCAAUAUAUGGACUACCAGAUGAUUCAGUCUUGUUCUCCGAAAUAGCAGGACAGAUGCAUACCCCCAAUCAUACAUAUUCAGCUUCGAACCCACCCAAUCUCGCAUUCCCCUUGAACUCACCACUCGCGCGAAGCACACCACAAGACCUGGUCGACUUCACAGCCCCUACUGCUAAGCUCUUGGAUCACUACCGCCGCACCAUUAUCAAUUACCUGGCCCCGGCACGUGUCAAAUCCAAGUCCCCCUGGGAGAAGGUUUACAUCCCCAGCGUGCUCGGCGCUAUCGGCGAGAUCCUUCUCAAGGGGGAUAGCAGCAACGCGCGAGUGUCCCUUCUCUUCUCGGUCCUUGCAGUUAGUGCAUUCAGUCUACACGAAGACACCCUGUUAGAAGAUGAAUGGGGUUGUUAUGCAAGUCCCCGCCUCCUUGGAAACAUGUAUCGUGCGAGAGCUACUAUACGCUUAAAAAAGUCCCUACGGGACCUGUCGGCCGGCGGGACAAAGAAAGACAAGUACAAGGAUAUCCUCAUGGCACUGCUGAGUAUGGUGACGAUUUGUAUAGUCAGCGGGGACAUGAACAAUGCAGCACACUACCUGCGAGACAUCGAGGAGAUCAUCCACCGGUACGGAACACGCAAAGUCGCCCGAUCGGUGAAAGUGCGCAUGUUACACAGUAUCUAUCUCUACACACGUAUGUUGACGGAGCGUCUGUGCUUUAAGAACCUGGACUCUGAUGCCGUCGCGACGGGCGAUGGGGCUGAGAAGCCCUUCGACCCCCUUGCGCACUCAGUGCAGAUUUCCACGAUGGACUACAUGGUUGGCCCUGUCUACGUACCCGUUGCAGAUGACUGGGUCCGGGACUUGGAGGAUUCUGAUCCCAAAUUCCGGUCCCCUUUUGAGGAUAUCUACUCUCUACCGCAGUCGCUGUUUGAGCUCAUCGCCGCGACAACGCGAUUAGCAUCCAGCUUGGGAAGAUCAACUAUGCGCGACUUUUCAGAGCCGGUACACCACAGUACGCUCUUAGCGAGUAUCAAAAACCUGGAGAAUCAAAUAUGCAGUUGGGAGUACGGCACCGAAGACAUCAACAGUGCUUCACCCCGGCCCCCGAGGGAGCGCUCCCCGUACCACCUCGUCCAGGCGGUUCACAAAGCCCUGAUCAUCCACUUCCACCGGGCCAUCCGGAACGUCAAUGCGGCCAUCCUCCAGCCAUAUGUCCACGACGUGAUGCGGCAUCUGAUUGCAUACGACGACUGCAGGCACAGGCUCAAUGACCAAUCAGCAGAUACUUGCUGGCCCGCAUUCAUCGCUGGCUGUGAAGCACUGGAUCCUCAACUCCAGGGGGAGUUUUCCCGGUGGCUGCAAAUCGCCGCCCAGACGACGGGGAUCCGGAUGUAUACUGUAGCGCUGGAGGCCGUGCGGCAGGUCUGGGAAGCGCGGAGGCGUCCUGGUAAGCAGGAUGCGGCUUGGUUCCAGGUGCUAUUCAAUUCCAGUGAUCUAAGGGUGUUGGUGCUAAGCUGA